Molecule: messenger RNA, 2155 nt
Organism: Ceutorhynchus assimilis (cabbage seed weevil)
Lineage: Eukaryota; Metazoa; Arthropoda; Insecta; Coleoptera; Curculionidae
Source: the annotation of a GenBank genome assembly
CGGCAGCAGUCGAAGUGACGUCGUCCAAUGGUGGUGUUUACUUAAGGUCUUAGUCAAAUAUAUAAGCUGAAAGCGAGGUUGUUCAGGUCCUGUCAUUUCGCGUACGGCAAGAAGGUGUGAAGUAGUGUGCUUCUUUUUUUUUACUUUAGUUCUCUUAGUGACGAUGGCGCGGUUACAGCACGCGCUGCUCUUGCUGUGUUUCAUAUGGACUUUUACCGUAACGAAACAACAAUCCAGUGAAGAACCACCAAAGAAAGAAGACAGCUUCGAGGCUGAACUAUGCAAAGACAAAGAUGCCGGCGAAUGGUUUAGAUUGGUAGCUGGUGAGGGCGAUAACUGCCGUGACGUCAUUCAAUGUACCUCAUCUGGUCUCCAAGCAAUUCGUUGCCCUGCAGGUCUCUACUUCGAUAUCGACAAACAAACUUGCGACUGGAAAGACUCCGUCAAAAAUUGCAAAUUGAAAAACAAAGAGCGUAAAGUGAAACCUCUGCUCAACACCGACGAACCGUUGUGUCCUGACGGUUCCUUAGCUUGCGGCGACGGCAACUGUAUCGAAAGAGGCCUUUUCUGUAACGGAGAAAAAGACUGCGCCGACGGAUCAGACGAAAACACUUGCGACAUCGACAAUGAUCCAAACCGCGCUCCGCCAUGCGACCCUGCCGUCUGCAAUCUUCCCGACUGUUUCUGUUCAGAAGACGGUACCACCAUUCCCGGCGAUCUUCCCGCCAAAGACGUACCCCAAAUGAUCACCAUUACCUUCGACGAUGCCAUCAACAACAACAACAUUGAAUUGUACAAGGAGAUUUUCAAUGGAAAACGCAAGAAUCCUAACGGGUGCGAUCUCAAAGCCACUUUCUUCAUUUCGCACAAGUACACCAACUAUUCGGCCGUACAGGAAAUGCACAGGAAAGGACACGAAAUUGCUGCACAUUCGAUCACUCACAACGACGAUGAACGUUUCUGGUCAAACGCAACGGUCAACGAUUGGGUGAAAGAGAUGGGAGGCCAAAGAAUUAUUACUGAAAAAUACGCUAACAUCACCGACAACAGUGUUGUAGGUGUCCGUGCCCCUUACCUCAGAGUAGGCGGUAACAAUCAAUUUACCAUGAUGGAAGAAGAAGCUUUCUUAUACGACUCCACCAUUACCGCCCCAUUGAACAAUCCACCAUUAUGGCCGUACACCAUGUACUUCCGUAUGCCUCACAGAUGUCACGGAAACCUUCAAAGUUGUCCAACCAGAUCUCACGCCGUUUGGGAAAUGGUUUUGAACGAACUCGACCGUAGAGAAGAUCCUACCAACGACGAAAACAUUCCUGGUUGCGCUAUGGUCGACUCUUGCUCAAACAUCUUAACAGGAGAUCAAUUCUACAACUUUUUAAACCACAACUUUGACCGACAUUAUUUGGAAAAUCGUGCUCCGAUGGGUUUGUACUUCCAUGCAGCUUGGUUGAAAAACAAUCCCGAUUUCUUGGACGCUUUCCUGUAUUGGAUUGAUGAAAUUUUAUCCAACCAUAAUGAUGUAUACUUUGUUACCAUGACUCAAGUUAUUCAAUGGAUUCAGAAUCCCAGAACCGUUACGGAAGCUAAGAAUUUCGAUCCUUGGAGGGAAAAGUGUGUGGUUGAAGGACCACCUGCCUGUUGGGUACCUCACAGUUGCAAGUUGACUUCCAAAGAGGUUCCCGGCGAAACUAUUAAUCUUCAAACUUGUGUAAGAUGUCCAAAUAAUUACCCAUGGUUAAACGAUCCCACCGGAGAUGGUAUUUUCUAAGUCAAAUUUUAAUGGACUUUUUUUUAAAUUAAUAAUAGUGGUGUCACCCUUGCCGAAUCAGGGUCAAAGUGAUCUUUUCUUUUACGUUACUCUUUUUAUAUUUAUUAUGUGAAAUGACUGUAUGCGUGAUCUUUUUGUUGUUUUAUUUUGUAAUAAAUGAUAUCUGAAUAAGAUUAGACUGUUAAUUUUUCUCCUAGAACGCUAUAUUAAUAAUGUCGUCGGUGGACUUUCACACGCCAAAAAAAAAAAAAACGACAUAAAUUAUGUAACAUAAUAUAACAAUCUUAAAUAUUAUUUAUAUGACACUUUAGGUUACAAUUUUUUGUGUGUAAAUUAUAAUUUUAUUUUUAAAUUCCUCAGUAAUAAAAACUGUUUUUAAAUACGUGA